UCACUCCAAACCCUAACACAGCUGAGAACUUCUUCACUCCUCUAGAAAAUUUCUCAACCGAAAACCAAAAUCAAAUGGCAAACCCUAAGGUUUUCUUCGACAUGACCGUCGGCGGCGCCCCUGCCGGCCGGAUCGUGAUGGAGCUCUUCGCUGACGUGGUGCCGAGGACGGCCGAGAACUUUCGCGCUCUGUGCACCGGCGAGAAGGGCACCGGCCGCUCCGGCAAGCCUCUCCACUACAAAGGAUCGUCGUUCCACCGCGUGAUCCCCAACUUCAUGUGCCAGGGCGGCGACUUCACGGCUGGGAACGGCACCGGCGGCGAAUCGAUCUACGGCGCCAAAUUCGCCGAUGAAAACUUCGUGAAGAAGCACACCGGCCCUGGCAUCCUGUCCAUGGCCAACGCUGGCCCCGGGACCAACGGAUCUCAGUUCUUCAUCUGCACCGCCAAGACCGAGUGGCUCGAUGGCAAGCACGUGGUGUUCGGGCAGGUCGUGGAGGGUUACGACAUCGUCAAGGCGAUCGAGAAGGUUGGAUCCGGCAGCGGAAGGUGCUCUAAGCCCGUGGUUAUCGCCGAUUGCGGUCAACUCUAGAUCCAUCUCGUGAUGAUCUGUUAUCAUAUAGAUCUGAUGAUGAUCUAUCGUUUUAAUUUCGUUGCUUUCUAUUAUCUGAAUCAAGUUUGUUCGAUGCUUCUGUUUGGGAUUAUGAGAGGUUGUUCCGAGUGAGAUUUACCUCUUUUUUAACUAUGGUUUUAGAUCUGAACUUCUCUUCUCAAUAAGAUUCGAUUUCCAUUUCAAAUUUCA
Messenger RNA from Salvia hispanica, 800 nucleotides. RefSeq names its product peptidyl-prolyl cis-trans isomerase 2. Lineage: Eukaryota; Viridiplantae; Streptophyta; Magnoliopsida; Lamiales; Lamiaceae. Gene Ontology annotation, molecular function: peptidyl-prolyl cis-trans isomerase activity; cyclosporin A binding. Gene Ontology annotation, cellular component: cytoplasm. The record is from RefSeq and is a predicted model, not a curated record. Gene Ontology annotation, biological process: protein folding; protein peptidyl-prolyl isomerization.